Phascolarctos cinereus (koala) is the source of this 3121-nucleotide messenger RNA. The record is from RefSeq and is a predicted model, not a curated record. NCBI's taxonomy places the organism in Eukaryota, Metazoa, Chordata, Mammalia, Diprotodontia, Phascolarctidae.
UGCCAUGCCAGGGACACAGCUAGGCUUGGACUUUUAGGGGUGAAUCAGACCAAAAUACUUCAUGUUUCAUCAUCCCUGUCGAUGCUGUUUCCUAACUCCAUCCAGCUUCAUAGAAAAUUUUGAGACCUAAGCUUUCUCUGCAUGUGGGUUUGAGGAUUUUUAUGACUAAUUGAGGUUCACCUAUGAAUGGAUUCAUUCAAAAGGGGUUUUCUUAAAACAAAAGACGUUGCUCUAGACCUCCUCCUAUACAAUCAGAGAUGUGUUCAUAUCAUCUUCUGGAGAAAGAUCUGGCAAACAAAUCAUAUGUUUACUUUGCGAUACUCCAGAGCGAUUACGGCGGUUGAGUAGUGGCAAAAACCUGAAAAGUAAGGGGAUAUUCAUCAGUUGAGGAGCAGUUGAGUAAGCUGUGGUUUGUGAAUUUGAUGGACUCCUCUAGCGCUAUAAGAAAUGAAGAGAUGUAUGAUUUCAAAAAGAAGUGGAAAAAGAAAUGCGAACUUAGUGUGUUACACAACUCCGCGGAACUUCGUUCCCUCCCCAGUGUCAGCCAUUCCCGCUGCUGUCAUUGAUUCCUCGGACUCAUUCGCCCGCAGUCCCCUUUGCUCCGGUGCCUGAUCUCCUUAACUAAGACCCAGGCCAAUCGGCUAUGCCUCUCUCCCUCGCUCCCUUCCCACUCCUGCCGGUGAGGCGGCUACAUUGGACAUGAGCGGGGAUCAGCUACACUACCCCUCCCUGAUCCAUGCGGGUUCCCAAGUGAAUGAUUAUCACAAACGCAAAGAUGAAUCCAAGCAUCAAGAAUACCGGCCGAAAGAGAACAAGACGUACGAGGAAAAAGAUCAGGAAAAGUCUAAAUGCAGUAAAAGUGGGCGCAAAGAUUCCUCUGAGAAGAAACACAGAGAAAAGCAGAAAACCGGACACAAAGCAGCUCAGAGAAAUACACAGACAAACACAAAGAAAAACAAAAAGAAGAAAAAGGAAAAACCAUCUGGAGAUGAAAAAAUAAAGGAGAAAGAAAAUGAUUUCUUUCUUGAUGGUGGUUAUUUUGCUUCACCUAAAAAAGAUAUCAAGCCUUUAAAGAGACCUAGAGAGUAUGAUGAUGCUGAUUAUAAACCCAAGAAAAUAAAAACAGAAGACAUCAAGAAAGUAAAGAAGCAGAAAGCAGAGGAAGGUGAGAACAACAAAGCAAAAAAAAUUGAGAACAAAGAUAAGAAAUUUCCUGAACCAGAUAAUAAGUGGAAGAAGCUGAACGAAGAAGAGCAGCAAAAAUGGAAAUGGUGGAAAGAAAAGCGCUAUCCUGAAGGCAUCAAGUGGAAAUUCCUAGAACAUAGAGGCCCUGUGUUUGCACCACCUUACCAGCCUCUGCCUAAAAAAGUCAAGCUCUACUACAAUGGUAAAGUCAUGAAGCUGAGUCCCAAAGCAGAAGAAGCGGCUACGUUCUUUGCAAAAAUGCUUAACCAUGAACACGCUACUAAGGAUAUCUUUAGGGAAAAUUUCUUCAAUGACUGGAGAAAGGAAAUGACAAGUGAAGAGAGAAAUAAUAUCACCAGUCUUAGCAAAUGUGACUUCAACCAGACAAGUCAGUAUUUCAAAGCACAGUCAGAAGCAAGGAAGCAAAUGAACAAAGAAGAGAAACUGAAAAUCAAAGAGGCAAAUAAAAGGCUAUUAAAAGAGUAUGGUUUCUGUGUGAUGGACAGUCACAAUGAGAGAAUUGCCAACUUCAAGAUUGAACCUCCAGGUCUUUUCCAUGGCCGUGGCAACCAUCCCAAGAUGGGAAUGUUGAAAAGACGGAUUAUGCCUGAAGAUAUAAUUAUCAACUGUAGCAAAGAUGCCAAGGUUCCUCCUCCUCCCCCUGGACAUAAAUGGAAAGAAGUUAGACAUGAUAACAAGGUUACCUGGCUAGUGUCCUGGACAGAGAAUAUCCAAGGAUCCUCCAAGUACAUUAUGCUGAACCCUAGCUCACGAAUCAAGGGGGAGAAGGACUGGCAGAAGUAUGAGACAGCCCGCAGAUUGAAAAAUUGUGUAGACAAGAUCCGGAAACAAUACCAAGAAGAUUGGAAGUCCGGAAGACAGAGGGCUGUAGCACUAUACUUCAUUGACAAGCUUGCGCUGAGAUCUGGAAAUGAGAAGGAAGAAGGGGAGACAGCUGAUACUGUGGGCUGCUGUUCCCUUAGAAUAGAGCACAUUAACUUGCAUCCUGAGAUGGAUGGACAAGAAUAUGUAGUUGAGUUUGAUUUCCUGGGGAAGGAUUCCAUCCGAUACUACAACAAGGUCCCUGUUGAGAAGAUGGUUUUUGAGAACCUUCAGCUAUUUAUGGAGAACAAGCAGCCUGAGGAUAAUCUGUUUGACAGACUUACUACAAAUGCCCUCAACAAACACCUUCGAGAUCUCAUGGAGGGCUUGACAGCCAAAGUCUUCCGUACGUACAAUGCCUCUGUCACACUACAGCAGCAGCUAAAGGAGUUCACUACCCUGGAUGAAAACAUCGAAGCAAAGAUCCUUUCUUAUAACUGCGCCAACAGAGCUGUAGCAAUUCUGUGUAACCAUCAGAGGACUCCACCAAAGACUUUUGAGAAAUCCAUGCUGAACCUGCAGACUAAGAUUAAAGCCAAAAAGGACCAGCUAGCUGAUGCCCAAAGAGAUCUGAAAAGGGCCAAAGCUAAGGCUAAAGUCCUAAAGGACGUCAGUUCUAAAAAGGUGGUAGAGACUAAGAGGCAGGCUGUGCACAGGCUGAAGGAGCAGUUGAUGAAACUGAAGGUUCAGGCCACAGACAGAGAGAAGAACAAACAGAUUGACUUGGGCACCUCCAAACUCAACUAUUUAGAUCCCAGGAUCUCAGUUGCUUGGUGUAAGAAGUGGGGGAUCCCGCUUGAGAAAAUCUAUAACAAAACCCAGCGUGAGAAGUUUGCCUGGGCCAUUGAUAUGGCAAAUAAAGACUAUGAAUUUUAGCUGUUUUUACAGGGUAAAGUUUUAUGGGGUGGAAACAGGUUUGAGGAAUAAUAAGGAACUGUGAACCUUACUUGCCCUUGUACUUGGGGACAUUUGGGGAGAGGGACAGCAAGUGAGUAAGGAAGCAUUAACAAGCCAACAUCUUUGAGAAGAGAAAAACUUGGAAAUACUCUGAGAG